Messenger RNA from Cryptomeria japonica (Japanese cedar), 1599 nucleotides. RefSeq names its product replication protein A 70 kDa DNA-binding subunit A-like. Bases 1 to 1599 code for a protein of 532 amino acids. Gene Ontology annotation, cellular component: nucleus. The transcript is spliced from 4 exons. The record is from RefSeq and is a predicted model, not a curated record. Lineage: Eukaryota; Viridiplantae; Streptophyta; Pinopsida; Cupressales; Cupressaceae. Gene Ontology annotation, molecular function: DNA binding. Gene Ontology annotation, biological process: DNA replication.
AUGAAUGCUGGAGAUGAUAUCCCUUCACCAUUGCUGCAGCUUUUGUCAUUUGAAAAAAUGUUUGGUGAUCCAAAUGACAAUGACAGAUACAAAAUAAUAUUGUCAGAUGGCAUGUAUAUGCAGAUAGCCAUUUUGCCACCCAAGUAUGCUGACUUAUUGCAUGCAGAGACGUUGAAGAUAGGCUCUAUUCUUUUGUUGACAAACUAUGCUUGUCGAUAUGUUUGGAACACAAGGUCCAUCAUUAUAUUCACUCUUGAUGUGAAACAAACGGAUUGUCAUUUGCUUGGAAAACCUCGAUACCUCUUUAAAGAACAGGAAGAGCAAAUGUUGGGCCGAGAAACCCCACCCUCCACUAAAUGUGCUCUUAAAUUCGGUGCAGAGUUGCCUUCCCCACAAAAUCCUCCCUCUGAAAAUAUCAGCCCUAUUAAAAGCUUGAACCCUUACCAGAACAAUUGGACCAUAAAAGGCCGCGUAACAAAUAAGAGGAAGAUGCAUCAAUAUAACACGCCAGAGCGUAAUGGCCAAGUUUUUAGUUUCGAUAUUAUAGACGAAGAGGGUUGUGAAAUUAGAAUCACUUCCUUUGACGAAAUAGCAGAACUGCACUAUCACCGAGUUGAAAAAGGAGCUUCAUAUGUUCUUUCCAAAGGUACUGUAAAAGAAGCAAACACAACUGAAAUAAAAACAUGCUUCACCCCUAUUGAUGAAGUUCUCACCACUGCCAACAAUACUUUGGUUGAUGUUCUUGGUGCUGUUGUUGAUGUUAGAGAGAUUUCUGUGAUUCAUAGGAAGGAUGGCUCUACAGUAAACAAGAGAAUAGUAAAAAUAAAUGAUAUGUCAACUUUGACAAUAGAUGUUAACCUUUGGGGCCCGCCGUCAGAACAACUAGGCAGUGACUUGAAGAAUAUGCAUGCAUCUGGAACAUUUGUCAUCCUUGUUGUUCAAAAUGCAAGGGUUGGUUAUUUCAACGGAAAAGUCAUUAAUACUUCAGCGUCUACAAUUUUUGAAAUUGACCCUUCUAUUCCUGAAGUAGACCCACUCCGUUUAAGAGGCGCUAUCUCCAAAGAGCCAGCUCCACAAAUAUCAGAUUUGAAAAAAGCUAGAAAGAAAGAGCAAAAUAGGAUCUACCAUGCAAAACAUAGAGACGAAAUUUCUAUAAAGCGGCAAUACAAACGCCUUAAUCAAAACAUGGAUUCCAAUUUUUUGCAACCAUUGCCAAAUCUGGUUGCAGCCGACUCUUCGGGUAUCCCCAUACCUCACAUAUUGCCACCCUCAUCUAAAAAACAUCCAUCAGCUAUGCUCCAGCCACAUUCAGCUGUGCUCACCCAGUCAGCCGCACAAUAUGAACAACCUUGCAAGCAACCUUUACCAAUUGGUCAGCAAACAAAUGCUGCUUCUAUUGCUAUGGUGACACCAAUCUCAGAACAUCUCAGAUCUUCUGCAUUUACAGAUGCAUUGGCUUCUUUCUGGACAAAAAUAGAUAGCUUGUCGCAUCUACACAUAUGUUCAACUUGCAAAGAAAAGUAUGUUGGUAUGCAUGUCAAAUUAACUCAACCUGUUGUCAUUUGCGCAAGAUGCUAUAACGAGAAGGGUGUUCACUGA